Molecule: messenger RNA, 897 nt
Organism: Penicillium cataractarum
Lineage: Eukaryota; Fungi; Ascomycota; Eurotiomycetes; Eurotiales; Aspergillaceae
Exons: 3
Coding region: 1-897 (298 amino acids)
Biological process (GO): mitotic cytokinesis; actomyosin structure organization
Cellular component (GO): myosin II complex; cytoplasm
Molecular function (GO): calcium ion binding; myosin heavy chain binding; cytoskeletal motor regulator activity
Source: RefSeq, a predicted model, not a curated record
AUGUCAAACAAUCCUACCUUCAAGCCCUCGCCGCUGUCCUUUGGGAGCCCGCGGGCUUCGCCCUUCCGGCGCCCGUCAACACCAAACUCCCCGCCAGGCUCAGCUCGUACAGCCGGCACACCAGGAAGCUCACCGAGUCGAGGGUAUACACCAAUGCAGUCACCGAGCAAAUUGAACCAGUCAUACACAGUCGAAGAAGACGAUUCGGUCCCCCCGAGAAAUGAUCCUAUCCCGCAGCCCAAAUUCACACGAGAGCUUCCUCCCUCACCAACCAAAGGAGCGCAGUCACCCGGAUACCAAUCGCCAAUAAUUGGAAACCGGUCACGAGGAAAUACGGUUGCGAACGGUGAUGCCUCUUCCAAACUUCCUGCCAAUCAAGUUAGAGAGAUUCGGGAAGCGUUCCAAGUCCUGGACAGGGACAACGACGGGCUAGUCAACAAAGAUGACGUCGCAGAUGUUUUGGUAAACCUUGGCCAAGAUGCAUCACCCUCCGCACUCUCACGCUUCUUCCCACCUGGCGCAUCUCAAACCAUCAACUUCCCGACUUUCCUAAACACUCUUUCUCAAUUAAUGUCGCCCAUGUCUUCUUCCCAAGAGCUUCUUAACGCCUUGGCUGCAUUCGAUGACGACGACAAUGGUCAAAUUGACGUGGCCGAACUACGCGAUGCCCUCUUACACACUCUUCCUGAGGACGGGGGCGUCCCACUGACGGAACAACAGGUCGAUGAAGUCUUUAACGGGUUCACGGGGCGAAGAGCUUUCGGAGGACGGGGUGCAAAGGCGGGAGCAGUGAAGAGGGGCGAGGUCUUCCAGUACCACGACUUUGUCCGAAGCGUCGUGGGAGGAGGAGAGAAUGGCAAUAACGGACGUCGCGAGGCAGGCGCAGCUCAAGCUUGA